Messenger RNA from Neltuma alba, 1635 nucleotides. Its product is annotated as haloacid dehalogenase-like hydrolase domain-containing protein Sgpp. Lineage: Eukaryota; Viridiplantae; Streptophyta; Magnoliopsida; Fabales; Fabaceae. The record is from RefSeq and is a predicted model, not a curated record. The transcript is spliced from 5 exons. Bases 676 to 1410 code for a protein of 244 amino acids.
CUGAGAGAGGCAUAUGAAGCUUCUUUCUGAAUUUUUCUCUUCAAAAUUCCUUUUCUGGUGUUAAUUUAUUGAUUUAGUCGUUCUUUAAUUGUUAAGGAACUGUUAGUCAUACUUCCCAUUUUCAUCUCCAUGAAAUUUAUCGACAUCCGAUAUUAAACUGGAUAUGAAUCAAUCUGUAGUCUGAACAGCCUGGUUGGAUCUUGCUUCAUUGCCAUGUCCCUGGAGGACUUCCAAUAUACAGGCAAAUCAAAAUUUUCUUUUAAUGGAUGGAUCAAGGCGUGGCCAUUUCCGUGGCACCGUCCCUGCUCGUCGUCUUAAUCAUUUGGACUUCGCUCCGAUCUCGAUGUCAUGUUUUUGGGGCCAUUUUUUCGUUAAUAUCAUAGUAAUUUUGCGUCGAUAUAACCUUAAUCAUAUAGCUCUCCCCAUCUUGGAAAUCAAUUCAAGGCUCUGUCAUGUCGAUAUAUUAAUGAUUUUGUCACUAAAGAGAAACUGUAUUUAUGAUGGCAACACAUGAUAUAUCAUCUUAGAUCAAUUUUGGGGCUCGUUCUGCAUAUGAUUGCUCUUUUAUGCGGUUAUUAGCAUUUAUUUUAUAGUUUAGUGACUUAUCAGUGUAGUUUUAUUAUAUCAUUGUUGCAGUAUAUAGUCUGGAUUUCUUGAACUCUUUUUGUAAACUUGAUGAAAGAAUGCAUAUUGCGUUGCAACAGUUCGCUUGCCAGGGUUGCUCCCAUUGAAGCAGUGUUGUUUGAUAUUGAUGGAACUCUUUGUGAUUCUGAUCCUCUCCACUAUUAUGCUUUCCGAGAAAUGCUUCAAGAGAUUGGUUUCAACGAAGGGAAGCCAAUAACAGAGGAAUUCUUUAUUGACACCGUUGCUGGCAAACACAACGAUGAUAUUGCAUUGGCUCUCUUCCCUGCUGAUUUGGAACGGGGGUUAAAGUUUGUAGAUGAUAAGGAAGCCAUGUUCCGGAAAUUGGCAGCUGAGCAACUGAAGCCCUUAAAUGGCCUGGACAAAGUGAGGAAAUGGAUAGAAGAACGUGGCCUGAAGCGGGCUGCCGUGACCAACGCUCCAAGAGCAAAUGCAGAACUAAUGAUAUCUAUACUUGGUCUCAAAGACUUUUUCCAAGCUGUUAUUGUUGGAAGUGAAUGUGAACAUGCUAAACCUCAUCCGGAUCCCUACUUAAAGGGUCUUGAAGCAUUGAUCGCAUCCAAAGAUCACACUUUUGUAUUCGAGGAUUCCGUUUCUGGAAUCAAAGCUGGAGUGGCGGCUGGGAUGCCUGUUGUAGGUUUGGCUACCAGAAACCCGGAGCAUUUGCUGUGGGAAGCGAACCCUGCUUUCCUGAUCAAGGAUUAUGACGAUCCAAAAUUAUGGGCAGCUUUGGAAGAACUUGACAAAGCUGGUGCUCCUAGGCGAUGAACUAUAUAGCUUUUGAUGAAUAGACGGCAAAUUUUCUGGGCAAAAAUAAGUUUCUGGGCGGAGGAGCCUUUUGCUUCUCAGCGUAAGCUAGUCAACCAUUGACUGUGAAUUGAAACAAUUUCAUGUUAUGAUACCUGAUUAAUAUUGAUUGGCUGGGAUCAAUCCCAAAAAAUAAAUCCAUUCUUUUUGUUCUGGUUCUUGAUCAUUGUGAUCCGGAAACCAGCA